AGGAAAUUGAUUGCUAUUUUGUCAGUGUGAUAGUGCAAUGUUCCAGUGUUCUUCCAAAUUUAAAGUGGUUAUUUAAACGUAAAAAUGAGUGAAUCGCCAUGUAUUACGUACAUGGCGCUUUAUAUUUUGACGUUUCAUAUACUUCAAACAAAUUCCCGAACAUCAACAUUUUGGAAAUUGAAUGUUGAGGACGGGAAAAUAAUAGAAGUCAACCAGUUCCCUAGUGUUGUUACUUCUGUUUUGCCAAACGAUGACAACGACGAUCCUAUAUUCAAUAUUAUUACAUCUACUGUUCAUUACGGGAAGAGUUGGACCAAGAGAAGCUCCGAAAAUUAUUGUACGGAUUGCCAGUCAAUAAACUCCUCGUCGAAUAGGUCUGACCCAUAUGACGCAGAGGUUAAUAAAACAUCACACCGUCAAGAAUCAGAUAUUGACGACGAGAUAUUGGAUUGUGGGAAAACUGUCAACUUCACAUAUUAUGACAAUUUGGUUGGUAUCGCAAAUCGCAUGAACCACCCAAAUGUUCCUGAACCUCAGGUAGCAUUGAUCUUCAAGAAGCGCAACGCAGAACUAGACAUUGAAGGAUUGGAGAGGAGACUGAAAAAGGCAAAGAGAGAGAAACCAAAAUCAGUCCAGCUGUAUAACCAGAUUGGAAACUUCUUCAGAAUCAAGGGAGACACGACCAAAUCAAUUGAGUGUUUUAGGCGUGCACUUGCUGUGUCACCCCAUAAUGCCGAGGUGUUGUUGAACCUAGCGCGAGUCAUGUUUAACCUGCAGUACUUGGAUGAUGCCAUCUACCUUACUCGCCGGUCUCUGGAGGUUCAGCCCCCAGAUAAGAGCGCCUGGCAGCAGUAUUUCACCUUGGGCGAAAUUUUUAAGGCUUAUGGACACUACCAGGAGGCCACGCUGCAUCUGCGUCACUGCUUGGAGCUGCGGCCGGAGUUUGAGCCCGCACUGGCAACACUGCGAGACAUGGAAGCUCUUCCUGACAACAACAUACACAUCUACACUGUCCUCAUCAUCAUCUUCCUGGUGCUGGGCGUGUUGAUAACGGUGGUGUCGUCGUGUGAUUCCAACCUCGACUCGGAGUUUGCCGAGGUGAAGGCCCACCGACACUUCAACCGCGCGAUGGCCAUGCGCUCCCUCAAGAUGGGUAUAUCGCCACGUGCGCUGCGCACCAAGCGUUACAACGGUGGUUGCGGCUAGGCCGGCCAUCUGCACUUCUCUCUUUUUAUACAGCACAAAUUCCUUAGAAAUCACAUACUUCAUAGACGUAUCGUACCUUCUCGGUUUUAUUAUUGAUGUAAAAUUUCUUUGAUGUUGACGUUCGAAUGGCAUUGUUUGUUGACAAGGUAGACGAUCGAGUGAAAAUGCAAUCUUGGAAACACUAAUCAGUCGGAUGGUCCUAAGCUGAACUGAGGUUUGUAAAUGUCUCUUGUAGUUUUACGUAGUGUUUGUUGUUUGACAUGAAAACAUACCUAAAUACUUAGUUUUUGCAAUGACUUACAUUGAGUUCUGUUAGGAUAAUUAUUAGUCGGUAUUUUUACCACUAUAAUCUUACAUAAAAUGUUACUUUUAGAUUUUUGCUAUUUAGGAUUGGAGUCAACCAUAAUCUAGUAAGAGGGAUACUUGUUUUGUUGACAACACUAAUAAUUAAUAAUUUUUCUUUUCAUGAAUUUAAAUUUUCCAGAAGUACUAAAAAGAGUUUUUGUCCAAGACGUUAUUUCUUAGUGGUCCAAUUUGGGAUUGGAAUGAACUAGCAACCAGGAUGGAAUAGAUGUACAGAAAUGAUGGGAAACUCAUUAAGAGUUAAUAAUCUAGUCAUUCUAAAUUAGUGAGGUAAUGUAUUUAUUUUUGUAAAAAUUACUUUCUGAAUAGUGUUUCUAAAAUAGCAUAGUUUUAGUUGUAACUUUUUUUGCUUUUCCAAUUUAUUUUUGGAGUUCUAAUAGUAUUUAUCUGAAGUAAACUAUUGUCUUAGUGUUUUUCAGAUCUAGAACCUCCAAUUUCCUUUAUUGAAUUCUGAUCUUUAUAAAAGUACAAAUCAAUAUGAAUAUCAUUAACUUGGUAGGAAGACUAGAAAGAAGUUCAAAGUUCAAUAAGCUUGUUCACUUGGAAAAAUUAGUCAUUCAUACUGUUACACAAUUUAGAAUACAGGAAGUUAAAACUGAGAUAAAAUCACAGCAAUAUUACGGAUAUAAGUAAGAACACAAACCAUUUGUUGAGGAUGAAAGGGGGAUUGAAAAAAAAAUUUUAAAGAAAAAUGUUAUUCUAAAUUUUUUUAAGAAAAAUUUUGGUAGAAAUUAUAUUCAGUAUUAUUAUCAAUAUCACUUUGGAAGGCACUUAAAAGCUAUUUUAUACCCAGAUUUAAUGUUAGGGCACAACCAACUGUUAGUUUUACAGUUAGUGGUUUAGAAACAUAUUACAUUCUUUCCCAGUCAGUAAUAAGCUUUAGGAAAAAGUUCAAUAUUAAGUUUAUCUAAUGAUUCUUUGUGUCUGUCUGCUGUCUGUAAUUUUAUUCCGUGAGUCAGUUGUAUAAUCUUUUCUUCCCAAAUUAAAUCCGAAUACCAAAAGGAUUAAAAAGAAUUAUCCAAUAAAUCAUUUUCUUUUGAAAAGUUGUGGUUUUAUUUUUUUUAUUUUAUUAACUCUUACUGUGAAAUGUCAAGACUUGCUUGUGGAAUAAAUUUUAACAAUAACAAAACAACUGAAAAGAUUGAAUCUUGAUAUUUAGGAACUUUUAACUUCUUUCAAUUCAUUGGGAUGAGUCUCAUUAUUAUUGACUUCAAAUGGUUGUGAAUAUUGUUAAUAUUAAUAUUGUGUUCAGUAACUUUUAUUUGCUCUUUACUCGAGUUGGCACUUAUCUUUAUUUGUGUUACAUUUAUUGUCACAAAAUCCUUGCAAAAUGUCCAGUUGUAAAGAAUUUUAUAUUUUCAAUAUGUGCCAUAUUGUAAACUUCAUUAGAGUUAGCUUUAUUUUCUGUCAUUUGUUGUACAUAAUUUAUGUAUAAGAUAAUUUUUUGUACUUAAGGAAUAAAUUUGUGUUGAUUAAUGAA
Molecule: messenger RNA, 3049 nt
Organism: Macrosteles quadrilineatus (aster leafhopper)
Lineage: Eukaryota; Metazoa; Arthropoda; Insecta; Hemiptera; Cicadellidae
Exons: 5
Coding region: 85-1206 (373 amino acids)
Biological process (GO): actin filament polymerization
Cellular component (GO): cytoplasm; actin cytoskeleton
Molecular function (GO): protein binding
Source: RefSeq, a predicted model, not a curated record